Molecule: messenger RNA, 1083 nt
Organism: Prorocentrum cordatum
Lineage: Eukaryota; Dinophyceae; Prorocentrales; Prorocentraceae
Source: the annotation of a GenBank genome assembly
GGGAUCCCAGAAUCUCUCUCUUUGGUGUCGAAGAAUCCGUGCUGGGUCUUGAGGGCAACUUCAGUCUUGCAUUGGGGCAUGCCAUGGGUCCACAUUGGUCCAGCAUUGCUCGCAGGCCAAUCGUGAACGCGUAAGCGAACUGGUUGUGGCCUUGCUUUGCGGACCUACCCCGAUAGUUUCACUACAUGAUCAGUCCAGGUUCAUGUUCAUGCAGCUAGCUAGCAAUUGCAUGCACAACCCCGCCAUCUGUCGAUGGCGUGCAUUGAUCUUGGCUCGAGCCGUCAACAGCCCUGUUGGAGCAUAGUCCAGCCGACGAGAAGGAACAGCUGCGGCGAUGCUCCGCACUGUUGUGCGCGCCUGCCGACCAGCGGCUCUGCGGGGCGUCACUACGCCAGUGGUCGCGCAGGACCUUUCCCUGAUGGUGAUCUGUUCGCUAUGAAGCCUGCGCUGCUCGUCCGAUCGAAGAGAAGCUCUCCAGCAAGCGCGCUUCGCGACGACCAUUAAGAUCAUGGACGAGAAGGCCAAGGCCUGCGAGAACUUGUACUGGGCCGCGGAAGAUGAGCGCCUCUUGAAGAAGAUGCUCGAGUCGCACCCGGAGCUCGACCCCAAGUACCAGGGCAUUUCGGCGAUCCUGGACGAAGGCGACAUCUCGUACAAGGUGAAGAUGAUCUUUAUGAAGCACGGCAUCCCUCCGGUUAACAAGGAAUCGUGCAAUUCGUUCAUUAGAGCUAGUUUGGUACCCGUUCAUCAGCCCGCGACAACUUGAUUCAGCGCUCGAUGUCAUGUGCACUAUGCAUGGUUCUGAUGGUUUUGGUCGAUCAACCUUGGAUUCGAUGAGGUUCGGCUAUCUUUGGUUUGCACGUCUUAUGGCGCCCUGUCUUGGUUUGCCUGUGUUUGACGACCGCUCUGUCUUUGUGCGUGUAUUUCCUUGCGCAGACGUGUUUAGAUUCCUUGUAUGUGGACUCUAGGUAGGUUUGGUAGGAUCAACGGGUAUUGAGCCUUGCCCCCUUUCCCUCCCCCCUCCCUCUCAGGAAAAUCUGUCGGGAGUACAGUGCAGCAGUGGGACAAGCAGUAGUUGCGCGG